AUGUUCCAAAGACUCGCCCUCAGACAAGCCCAGGCUAUCCGCUCUGUGGCCUCCGUCCGCACGACAUCAUCGGCACCUUUGGCUCUUCGUCGCACGUCACAGCUUCCUCAGUCCUUCCGCCCGCUUGUUCGCCAGCCCAACUUCCGCAGCUACUCCACUGAGAACAAGCCUGAGCAGAAGGAGGCCGAUUCUAAGGAAGCCCCUGAGGACCCUGUCCAGAAGGAGCUCGAGGAGAAGAAGAAGGAAGUUACGGAGCUGAAGGACAAGUAUGUUCGCUCCGUGGCCGACUUCCUCAAUCUGCAGGAGCGUACCAAGCGUGACAUGGAGAACGCCCGCAACUACGCCAUCCAGAAGUUCUCGGCCGACCUUCUCGAGAGCAUUGACAACUUCGAUCGCGCUCUCCUUGCCGUGCCCAAGGACAAGAUCGAAAACCCCGCCCCCGAGAACAAGGACUUGAACGAGCUGGUCACCGGUCUGAAGAUGACCCAGAACAUUAUGAUGAACACGCUGAAGAAGCACGGUCUGGAGCGAUUCGACCCCGACGAGCCCACCGAGGACGGCAAGGCUCAGAAGUUCGACCCCAACCGUCACGAGGCCACCUUCAUGGCCAAGGCCGAGGGCAAGGAGAACGGCGACAUCAUGUACACCCAGAGCAAGGGUUUCAUCCUGAACGGCCGUGUCUUGAGAGCUGCCAAGGUUGGCGUUGUCAAGAAUGACUAA
This is a messenger RNA of Aspergillus melleus, 720 nucleotides long. RefSeq names its product mitochondrial nucleotide exchange factor MGE1 (gene grpE). The record is from RefSeq and is a predicted model, not a curated record. Gene Ontology annotation, molecular function: adenyl-nucleotide exchange factor activity; protein-folding chaperone binding; protein homodimerization activity. Gene Ontology annotation, cellular component: PAM complex, Tim23 associated import motor. Gene Ontology annotation, biological process: protein import into mitochondrial matrix; protein folding. The transcript is spliced from 3 exons. The coding region runs from base 1 to 720 and encodes 239 amino acids. Lineage: Eukaryota; Fungi; Ascomycota; Eurotiomycetes; Eurotiales; Aspergillaceae.